Dipodomys ordii (Ord's kangaroo rat) is the source of this 2841-nucleotide messenger RNA. RefSeq names its product adhesion G protein-coupled receptor E5 (gene Adgre5). The transcript is spliced from 17 exons. NCBI's taxonomy places the organism in Eukaryota, Metazoa, Chordata, Mammalia, Rodentia, Heteromyidae. Gene Ontology annotation, biological process: cell surface receptor signaling pathway; adenylate cyclase-activating G protein-coupled receptor signaling pathway. Gene Ontology annotation, cellular component: membrane. The record is from RefSeq and is a predicted model, not a curated record. The coding region runs from base 17 to 2632 and encodes 871 amino acids. Gene Ontology annotation, molecular function: G protein-coupled receptor activity; calcium ion binding.
UCCCGCGCUCCGGGCCAUGGCCGGUCUCGGCCGCCCGGCCCUCGUCGUGCUGUGCACGGUGCUGAGUCUGUGUGGAGCUGCAGCCCAGAAACAAGAAGGCUGUGCCAGGUGGUGUCCUCGGAACUCCAAGUGUCUCAGUGCCGACACCUGCCGCUGUGAUGCGGGAUUCAGUUCAGUGGAGGAGCUCAUCACCAGCCCGGACGGCAGCUGUGACGACAUCAACGAGUGUGCACCACCUUUGAGGACGUACUGUGGGAAGUUUGCAGACUGUGAGAACACAGAAGGGAGCUACUACUGCACGUGCAGCCCAGGAUACGCACUCGAGUCUGGGGACAAAAUAUUCAGGAACGAGAGUGAGAACACGUGUCAAGACGUGAACGAAUGCACCUCCGGCCACCACAACUGCCACAGCUCCGCCCAUUGCCUCAACAAAGCCGGCGGGUAUGAGUGCCGCUGCCGACGCGGCUGGAGGCCGAUCCUGGGAUCCCCCGAAGGCCCAACGCACACCCAGUGUGAAGACGUGGACGAGUGCCGCUCCGGACAGCACCAGUGCCACAGCUCCGCCGUCUGCGUCAACACCGUGGGGUCCUACAGGUGCCGCUGCCUCCCGGGCUGGCGGCCGCUGCCGGGGAAGACCGCGUGCUCAGAGGUCGUCUUCCCCACCUGGACGGCGCCCCCCGGAAUCCACAGCACGGCUCUGGCCACCUUCUUGGAGGAGGUGCAGAAUCUGACCAGAGACUUCCAGCCACACACAGCCCGGGACACAGCGGACGCCAUCCAGAAUCUCAUCAAGGCUCUGGAUGGGCUGCUGGAGGCUCCCGGGGACAUGGAGAGGUUGGACCUGCCUGCUCGGCACCGCAUUGCCACCCAGCUGCUCCUGGGCAUGGAGGGCAUGCUGAGGUCCCUGGCCCAGGCCUUGCCUGCAGGUUCUUUCAACUACACCUCCGACUCCAGCACAGCGUUGUUCCUGAUGGUCCAGGAGCAGCAGCAGCAGCCGGCUGGUAACAUCACCAUCGGCCAUGGCCAGGCCCAGAUGACGCUCAGCUGGGCUGUAGCCACUGGAAAUGAACCGUCUAGAAAUGGCCCUACCGUGGCAGGCAUCCUGUCCAGCCAGAACAUGAAGAACUGGCUGACCAACACCUCCCUAGACCUGGAAGGGAGGCUGGCCUCGCUGGAGGAGACCUACGAGAGCCCUGUGCUGGGCGUACAGUUCAGAUUUCUCUCCAGCAUCAAUUCUGUGUUUUUGACCAACACGAAGACAGGGGAACUCGCCUACCCAGUCACCUUCAACUUCUCACACUCCCGGGAGAUGCCGGGGCCUCGGGAUGAGGUCAUCUGUGCUUUCUGGAAAGGGGAGGACGGCAACAGGAGUGGACACUGGUCCACAGAAGGCUGCCGGAAGGUGGACAGUAAAGAUGGCAUCACCAUAUGCCAGUGCCGGCACCUGAGCAGCUUCGCCAUCCUCAUGGCUCACUACCACAUCCAGGACCCGAGGCUGGCACUGAUCACCAAGGUGGGGCUGUCGCUGUCCCUGGUCUGCCUGCUGCUCUGCAUCCUCACCUUCCUGCUGGUACGCUCCAUCCAGAGCUCGCGCACCACCGUGCACCUGCACCUGUGCCUCUGCCUCUUCGUGGGCUCCGCCUUGUUCCUGGCGGGCGUGGAGAACAACACCGAAGGCGGUCAGGACGUGACGCCCUGCCCGGCCUGCCAGGAGAGCUGGAGCCUCGAGGCCCCGCCCGUCCGGGGCUCCGGCCCCGCCCUCCCCGGCGAGGCCCCGCCCCCGCCGGUGGGGCUGCGCUGCCGCCUGGUGGCCGCGCUGCUGCACUACUGCUUCCUGGCCGCCUUCUGCUGGAUGAGCCUGGAGGGCCUGGAGCUCUACUUCCUGGUGGUGCGCGUGUUCCGCGGCCAGGGCCUGCGCACGCGCUGGCAGUGCCUGCUGGGCUACGGCGUGCCGCUGCUCGUCGUGGCCGUGUCGGCCGCCGUCUACAGCGAGGGCUAUGGCCGCCCCAGCUACUGCUGGCUGAGCCUGAAGCGGGGCUUCCUCUGGAGCUUCGUGGGCCCGCUGGCCUUCAUCAUCCUGUGCAAUGCGGUCAUCUUUGUGACCACCGUGUGGAAGCUCGCGCAGAAGUUCUCGGAGAUCAACCCCGACAUGAAGCGGCUGGGGAGGGCGCGCGUGCUCACGGUCACGGCCGUGGCGCAGCUCGUGGUGCUGGGCGGCACCUGGGUGUUCGGCCUGUUCCUCUUCGACCCGCACAGCAUGCCGCUGUCCUACGCCUUCUCGCUGCUCUCCGGCCUGCAGGGGCUCUUCCUCUUCCUGCUGCUCUGCGUGCUCAACAAGAAGGUGCGGGAGGAGUACCGCCGGUGGGCCUCCGCCGUGGUUGAGGGCAAGUACUCGGAGUUCGGCUCUUCGCACUCAUCCAGCACGGGCUCCAGCCAGCAGACGCGGGCCCUGAGGUCGUCGUCGUCGGGCUGUGACUCCCGGUGCGGGCCUCGGUGCAGCCUGGGCGGCGGCCAGGCCCCCAGGACCCCCACGUCCUGCCACUGCCCGGCCUGGGAGACGGACUGGCCCCGGGCGCACGGGGAGACUGAGGCCGAGGCGGCGCCGCCGGGGCGCUGGCCGCCACUUUCUUAAGCUAGGACUCAGGCCGCUGAGGCUCACGGUACGAGGCCGCGGCCCCCGAAGGCGGGCGUGGCGGGCCCUCUCUGCGGUGUGCGGUGACGGUGGUGAAGGUGCACCGCGCCUGGUACAGGCCCGGCCGCGGACAGUGUGGACGCGGAGGAGACCACAGGAGACCACAGGGCCGGGCUUCCAUAAUAAAAAUUUAUUCGUACACAAAUCUA